Messenger RNA from Odontomachus brunneus, 1533 nucleotides. RefSeq lists its product as uncharacterized. The coding region runs from base 358 to 969 and encodes 203 amino acids. The record is from RefSeq and is a predicted model, not a curated record. Lineage: Eukaryota; Metazoa; Arthropoda; Insecta; Hymenoptera; Formicidae. The transcript has 2 exons.
AGACAGAAACGUGUGCGUCAAGCUCGAUCAUUUGCGUGAGCCCGGUUCUCGAGUGGUCGUAUUAACGUCAAUCCCAACAAACGAAAUGUGAAUAGAAGAAAAAAAAGACGAAAAAACGAGAGGAAAAGUGUCCCAAAUUAAAUCGAGAUUUUCAUGUGCUUCUCAACAUUUGACUGUCCAUAAUAUAUACCAGCAAAAGACACUGAAUUAGAUGUAAUACAUUGUGUAACGAUGUUAAAUAGAAAUGAAGUCUUUAAGUGAAGCCUAUAUAAGGGUAGGAUCUCGUAGCGAUAAUUGAGAGAGCAGUCGUACGUUGCAGCUCAAACAGUCGGUGCAGAGCUCGCCAACGCGAGAUUUAUGAGGAAUUUGAUCAUAGUGGCGAUGGUUUGGCUGAAGAUUGUGUUUUGUUACAUUUUGUGCACCGAGAUAGUUUUUAGCAAAGAGUAUAGGGACGAUUCCGAGGACGAUUUUGACUUCUACGAAGACUUAUCGGAGGAUCGUGUGGGGAAUUCCCAUAAGAGACGUAUCGGUAUGGUGCCGGAUGAUUUUUACGAGAAAGUGGAGAGCCAACGCAAUGUGUAUCCCAAGUCGCAGGAUCACCUGACCGCCUUCGGGAACAAUGUCGAUUCUUUCGAGAGAAAUCUGUUCGCCGAGCGUCUCAACUGGUACGAAUUGCCCAGGAAGGUUUACAGAUACACCAAGCACCGAAUUCCCGGCUACGACUACGACGAGUUCGCCUCCAUAGACUCCAGAAGCUACCAGAAGUGCGACGACCGAUCGGUCUGGACACAUUGCCUCUGUCAGUUCACGUGCAUGGAGCCGGACGUGGUGGACUGUUACACACCGUGCAGAAGCGGAUGCGAGUGCAAGGAGGAUUACGUUUUCGACGAGAUAAGACAAAAGUGCUUGACACCGGAGCAGUGUUGGUCAAACGACGAAGAAGGGAAAGAUUUUAAUUACCAAAUAUGAUGGUGUUCACAGAAUCGACAUACUUGCGCAGACACAUUGUCUCAGCGAUAUUUUCACACAUGCACACACAUAUACACACAUCAAGUUUUUCGCUCCCGGAGACACGAGAAGCGUGGAGAAUAGUUGUGGUACACGCGCCAAACAAUUCGUCGCAAAAGUAGAGCUUGAAUCGCCAGGAGCUCACCUUACUGUCCAUUAAUUUCGCGAUUCGUGUAAUGUGCGGUACAAAGUCCGAGGAUAGGUUAUUGUUAUCCGUGCAUCCCGCCGCCGCGUCUCCAACAAACGCCCAUUUAUACCUGUAAAUUAGCGAGACAUUAAAUACACACUCUGGCUUUGUGAGACAUGACGCGGCCGUCUCGAGUAGUACGCGUCAAAGAAUCGUUUCGAGAGACCACUCACAUCUGAAAUUGCGGCAAUCUGUGCGCGGGCAACAGCAACGCCAGGUCUAGCAGCUUAGCAGCAGCCAGUUGUAACUGUAACCAGUGAGGAUGUCCGUGUGCCUGCAGCCCGUUGCUGGCGUUAACGGCCCACGACGAGUCCAGGGCCGACAAGAGCUUGAUGUGA